AUGGAUCUUCAGCUCCUCGACGGUGGUGGACGAAAGUUUACGGAUGAUGAAAAGGUAAGUUUGUGUUCGAAGUUUCUGCUAAGCGGAACUAAUACAUCCACCACCACAUUACAAUGGGUUAUGGCCAACUUAGUGAAGAACCAAGACAUUCAGAAGAAGCUAUCAGAUGAAAUCAACUCUGUUGUAAAACCGAAACAAGAUAUUGCGGAAGAUGAUUUAAUGAAGAUGCCUUAUUUGAAGGCAAUUGUGUUAGAAACUCUACGUCGACAUCCACCAAGCCACUUCAUCUUGCCACGGGCUGUCUUGAAAGAUAUUCAAAUGGAUGGUUAUGACAUACCAAAAGAUGCAAUGGUGAAUUUUACAGGCAGAAAUGUCACGUGA
Prunus armeniaca (apricot) is the source of this 381-nucleotide messenger RNA. The record is from the annotation of a GenBank genome assembly. Lineage: Eukaryota; Viridiplantae; Streptophyta; Magnoliopsida; Rosales; Rosaceae.